UUCUUCCUACUAUUACUACUACUGUUCCGAACUUCCAUGUAACGUGAAUGGACACGACGUCGGAUCUCUCAAGUCAAGUUUAAGAUAUUGUUUCUAUGGUGAUCAUUAUAUAAGUAUGGUACAUCAUCCAGAAACUGUCAUAGUACCAUGGUUUUCAAGACAAGAAUGGCUAGAAGUUUAUCGCGGUAUCCAUGGUAAUGAUGUUGAGCGCUGGAAGGAAGCAAGAGAUUGUAUGCUGGUUUGGCAAGCAAGAGUGAGUAAAUUGCCAAUAGGAGUUGACCUCACAUUGCCACUGCUUCAGUCAAAAAUUGUUAGUGCUGACCCUUUUUUGGACAGUGAUGUAAAAUCUAUAAUGCAAGGAACAGCUCUCCAGAGAUUUGUAAGUAAUGUUGUAAAACUGCCGCAAAAGAAAUAUUACAAUCAUCAGACCCUUCAUAAAUUGGCUGCUGAAAUAGGAUUACCAGGACAUCUUGUUGACCUUCGAAAUGAGAUAAUUCAUGGGGAUUCAGGGUAUGCUGGAGGAUGUACUGUAGAAACAGCUCUUGAAACUUCCUUCAUGUGGAUUAAGAAUUACUACUGGUACCCGGAAUCAACUCAGAUGAAUGGCAGGACUGCAAAGAGGCACCAGAAUCCCUCUAGGGAACUGGAAGUGCUUCAUGAAAAAAAAAAGUCUGAACAAGUACUUUCACAUAAUUUUUUUUUUUAUCUGCAGGCAAUGAGAAAAAUGGAUAAAUGUGGAUGUUUCUUUAACUUUCAUGCUAUUAAAGGUAUCGAUACCUUUUUGAAAGCUAUUCUUAUAAAUAAUGGAUCAACUCAGUUAAUGCUUAAUUCUCUUCUAAGAAAAUUGCAAGAAAACAAGGAGGUUGCUUCGGCGUGGAUCAUUUUAAUUGUUGCUUCCAUACUUAAAGGCCCAACCCUGAAAGGGAAAAAAGGAAAGAAUGGAAUUUGCCAAAGACAUUUCCUUAGCUUGCAGAAGAAUGGUGUAAAUUGGAAGAGAAUAGCAUGUAAGUUACUGACACUAGAGGAAGAAUGGUCAGUAGAUUUAGCAACCAAAAUUAUGAAUUCUUCUGAGAGCAACAUAUCUGAAGUACAAAUAAAGAAAAUCAUGAGUUUAUUGGAUAUUUCUGCGUGCAAGGAGCAAGAUAGGAAGAGUGAUAGAAUACAUGACAUAUCCAGUGAGACCUCUGAUGACGAACUGUUUAAUGUAGAAUCAGUGUUAGAAUCCGUCUAUGAGAACAAGACCGAGACAUGUGAUGAAUCGGGAAAAGUGCAAGUAGCUUCUCUCUUACAUGAAGCAGGUGCCAUGACUCCUCUGGGCAUUCUUCCACAUCAGAUUGAUAAUAAGCUGUUCUACAAAGAUUUACUCCUUCACUACCCAGAUGAACAAGAUUUUGAGCCUCCUCCAAAACGGUUAAAAACUUAAUGAUCAUUUUUUAAUAGUGUCUUCUUUAUCAAAGCAAUAUAAGCAAUAGAACCUC
Messenger RNA from Macrobrachium nipponense, 1478 nucleotides. RefSeq lists its product as uncharacterized. The coding region runs from base 116 to 1423 and encodes 435 amino acids. Lineage: Eukaryota; Metazoa; Arthropoda; Malacostraca; Decapoda; Palaemonidae. Gene Ontology annotation, cellular component: Las1 complex; preribosome, large subunit precursor. Gene Ontology annotation, biological process: maturation of LSU-rRNA; maturation of 5.8S rRNA. The transcript has 9 exons. Gene Ontology annotation, molecular function: endonuclease activity. The record is from RefSeq and is a predicted model, not a curated record.